Linum trigynum is the source of this 3158-nucleotide messenger RNA. The record is from the annotation of a GenBank genome assembly. NCBI's taxonomy places the organism in Eukaryota, Viridiplantae, Streptophyta, Magnoliopsida, Malpighiales, Linaceae.
CUCCUUUCCGCUGCAUGAAAACAGAUUCGUUCCCGCUGUGUGCCACGACACGAGAGCAAACUGAUACGUUCCCACGUUUCUAUUGGACAGCCUUAAUUCGUGCCUCUACUUUACAAUUUGAUAGACAGGCUAAAAUGGUCUCGGUCCAGCAUUUUCGUAUGUCUUGGCCCAUCAAUAAGCCCAUUAAUAUUUUUUUGGGGUCCACGCUAAACCCUCGCAUCCCUCUAUCCGAACAUGAUCAGUAAGACAGUAAGUAGUUUACCAAUUUACCACAGCCUUCUCCUUGCUCGUCUCGUCUCGUCUCGUCUCAUCUCAAUUUCUUUUUUCCAUCUCCAAAUCUCAGAAUUCACUUCGAAUGGAACUCCCUCUCAGCUUCCCAGUUCUGUUUGUUUCUUUUUCAAAACACAAAUGCUAAACCUCUAUUCUGUUAAAUGCCAAUCCACAAAAGAUCAAAGUACAGUGAAGAAUCUGAUGUGCGAUGGCUGUCGCAUCUUCUCCUCCAAGAAGCAAGCAUGGAUCAGAAUGUGGAUUAAAUGAGGUUUGAUGUGAUUUUACGCAAUUUUCGUUUCAGAUUCAGCUGAAUUUCUAUCAUGCAAAACAAACAAUGGGUUUCUACUCUAGUUUUCUGGUUUCUUCCCCAAACCCAAUCUGAUAAAUCAAAUAAAAUCCACUUGCUUGUAAUCCAGAGGACUGACAUCAAAGUAUCAAUAGAUUUCUUCCUCUGUUUGUGUGUUCUUAAUUUCUUUUUCGUUUCAAAAAUCAAGAGGAGUACCUUUAAUUUCCUUCGAACAAUUGGGUUUCUUCCCUUUUUGUUUAAUGGUUUCUUCGGCCAACCUUAAGCUCGUAAUUUAAAGGUCUGGAUUUCUGGCUCCUCCAAGAAACUAGUAGUGGAGUGGUUAUCUUCCUCUAUAAAUUGAAGUUAGAUGUUUGGCAUGAAAGUUCACUCCACUUCUCCUACUCUGUUUGCCCUCUCUCUUCUAGCUUUCCCCCUGAAUUCUCAAGAAAUGCAGAAUCUCGAAAUUGAAAUCCCGGUUCCUCGGCUGCCUCUUCGAACUCCUCCCACAAUCACAGGGUUACCACAUUCUUCCUAUCACAAGCUUCUUAUAAGAUCCAGCAAAACCUUCUCUCAACAACUCGAGUUAUUGGUACCAACUGGUUUAUGACACCACUCUCCUUCUCUCUGUUUUACUGGUUGUUCAUUCGAGUUCCGGACACCUUCCUUCUCAUGUUGAUCAACAUCGUUUUUUCCCCCCUCCAUCUCUACAACUUCCAAUUCACUAAAUUUUUUCAGAAACGCAAGUCUGUAUGGGGCCUGUGGGCGAUCCUUGCCUUUGUUGUCUUCCUCUUCAUCACAGUAUACUUCUACCGUGUCUAUUGGUUUAGGAAGAAAAUUUGCUUCCAUCACAAUUAUGGUAUCUUUGGAAAACUUAUAGGUCUAGCUAUUGUGGUUGCUUGCAGUGCUUCUUACAUUUUUUUGGGAGAAUCUGAUCUCAGUUACCUAAUUUUCAUCUUGGUUCUCAUUGCCAUGUUCGCGGCUAUGAUUGUGGCUCUCGUUCCUUCCACCGAUUUCAACUUGGUGAACGGGCUCAUCAUUUCUUUUCUGACCUGUAUCAUCCGCAUCCUUCACAAUGGGACUGUUGUAGGCUAUUGUACUCUCCCAUCACUAUCUGCCGCUGCUGCCCCCUCACCGGCUGGCGCUGUCGCCAUGGCAACAACAUGUUUGGAUGCAAAGCUUAAUCCGUCUUCCCCGUAUCCUUGGCUCCUUAUCUGUGGUUGCUUCACUAUUGCUGCCGUGCGUUUCUACUUGGAGUCCAGGGGGUUGAAGGCUGACGAGGAAGGAUUGAGGGAGGAGGAAGUUCUUCCACCAUCACCAUGGACAUCAGUUGUGAGUGCUUGUUAUGGUGGGUGGGAUAUGUUGGCUGAUAGCUCCGUUGCUGCAUUUUUCACUCAUCAACAAUAGAUAGGCUACGUGGGUACAUUGGUAUUCUGAUCACCUGUACAUUGGUAUUCUGAUCACCUGAUGUUAAUUAGUUUGAUUCUCACUAGAAUAGGGACUCUAGUUGGCUUAGUAGUUUCUUUGACUCUUGUGAUCCUUGGGUUUGUAGUUGUAGUGGGCGGUUGGGCGGGUUGUAUUUACUGUAGCUGUGCUGUAACUCUGACAAUGUUGUUUUUCUGUGUAGUUGCUUUGUAAUCCAAUGAAAAUCAGUAGCUGUGUUUCUUGUUUUUGGAGUGCAUUUGCUGCCACUUGCCGCCCAAAGCCAAAAUGUAGGGCGAUUGUUAAAAAAAUAAAAGAACCUAAAACCGAAAGGGAACAGAAGAUGAAGUUUUAGUUUUAGUUACCCACCAAUUAAUCUUUCGGAUUCACAAAUCCUUUUGCUUAUCUGAAACCAACUCCUCUCCUACUUGUAUAUGCUAAGACUUGGUUUCAUUGCCCCAACUCCGGUCCUCUUUUUCUUUGCUCAUCCUAAAUAUUCUGCUUGGUUUCUUGAGUUAUCUGUCUUUACUUGGAUUAGCCAUGGCGGACCCUUCUUCUUCUUCGUUUUCAGCUGCAGCCACCCAACAAAAUAAGGACAUGGCUCCUCAUUCUCCUGGAAAUAGUCAACAUGGUAAUUAGCAUUAGUCAACAUGGUAAUUAGCAUUAUUCUCUCGUAUUACUACUCGUGUGUAGUACUUACUCGAUUCGUGUAAUCCAAUAGAGCAAACUAUGUCAUUGGUAAUUUAUUUGGCCGCACAUUAUACUGUUUCCAAGGAGGAAGCUACCAGUCAAUAGUGUGCCUUUUCUCCAUUUUUCUUUAUGAUCAGCUUGGCUUCUCUUUGUGCGUUUCUUUGAAGCCAGGUUUUCCCCUUUGAUUGAACUACCUAGUAUGCAUGAAUAGGGUCUAGGGAUGACAAUUUGAAUUUGUCCUAUUGCGUUAUCACAUAUACCUUAGGUUGGUUAUUACUAUUACCUGACCCGUCGUAAUGUAGGACGGAGCAUUUUCCGUCCCCACGUAUGCGCGUUAUUACAUGUCUUAUUUUGAGUUGUUGCAUACACCUGCCUUGUUGUGAUAUGCCCCGUUCUUACAGGUCCUAUUUCGAUUUUCUUUAAUAUCUAUUUGUACUAUCAUAUUUUGACUUUUUUCAAUUUGGUUUUCACUCAAUAAAACUCUGAGUAAGCG